Plectropomus leopardus (leopard coralgrouper) is the source of this 1385-nucleotide messenger RNA. RefSeq names its product RNA polymerase I subunit E (gene polr1e). The record is from RefSeq and is a predicted model, not a curated record. Gene Ontology annotation, biological process: DNA-templated transcription. Gene Ontology annotation, molecular function: DNA binding. Lineage: Eukaryota; Metazoa; Chordata; Actinopteri; Perciformes; Serranidae.
AUGUCAACAAACAUGGCGGCCUCCUGCUCGUUGGUGUGUUGCGGAGAGGAGAGAGACUCCGACAAAGCUGUUAUUGUCCGCUUUUCAAACGGCAGGGUGAAAAAUGCAGACAAACUGGACUUGAUGAUGUACAAGAACGCAGAUGACAGUAACCCGAGGAAGAGGAGCAGACGGAUCCUGGCUGCUGAAACGCACAGACUGUCAUAUGUUGGAAAUAACUUUGGAGCGGGGUCCAUGAAAUGCAACAGCCUUUGCAAAUAUUAUGUAGGAGUGCUGAACAGGCAGAGCAUGCAGAUGGAGGUGCACAGCGCUCAGAUCUUCAACAUGCAGCCGAUUGUACCAGGAGAGACGCAGGCUGCCAAACCCCAAGACACCAUCAUGACCUACAGAGACAAGGUUGACUCUCUGAUUGAAGCGUUUGGCACCAACAAACAGAAGAGAGCUCUGAGUUCCCGCAGGCUGAACCAGGUGGGCAGCGACACCCUGCAUCAAGCUGUGGCUAACGCCGCCAACAGCGUCAUCGACCAGAAGGGUCUGGAAGCUCUCCAACAGGAAGUGGCCGACUCAGAGGCGCAGGGAGACCUGGCUCUCCAUCUGCCCCCCUGCAACGCAAAUGCUGACAAACCUGAGAGCGUCUACCUGUUUGACCAUCUCCUGAGUCCUGCGGAGUUCGGGGCUUUGGAGCAGGCCGGCUCCAAGAUGGCAGAGCUCACCUCUGAGAAGCUGCUGAAGAUGAGAGAUGGAGGAGGGUUUUUGUGUGUCCUGAAGCUGUUGGAGAACAUGCCGUCUGUGGAGGGUGAAGCCAGAGAUAAGACGACUCGCUGCGCCUUUUACCUCCUCAUGCUCCUCAAACUGGCGCAGCAGAGGAGCAUCACCAAAAAGUUUGGACAGGAGGAAGGCUGUCCUCGCAUCAUUCAGAACAAACUGCUCAGGACAUUCACUGUGGAGACUUUCAACAACGGCAGGGUCCAGAACAUAGUGUCAGCAUCAAUGCGAGCUAAAUUAGCAGCGUACUCCUUGGCCCUGCUGCUGCAUGUGAGUCACAUGACUGCUGACCUCACAUUGCUGCACCGUGACCUGGGAAUCACCGAGGCCAGGAUGAUUGAAGUGGCAAAGUCGAUGGGACUGACCCUCAAUAAACAACCUCAAGUGAAGGCUGAGGAGGCCGCGCUGCAAGACACCAACCGGCAGGCCUCUCUUGUUCUACCUCUGAUCAAAUAUAAUCAGUUCAUGGAGCGACGGAAACGCAAGAAAAUGCACUGAAGAUAAAGAAAAGCAAACACAACAUCACAAUAGAGAGGGGGGGCCAUAAGAACUGGAAAUCCCACAAACAAGAACUGUUUAUUGAUUCAUUUUUUGUAGACAAAUAAAGCGAUGAACUUCUA